CAGCCGGCUCUCAGCGUUCCACCGUCAGUUCUUGUCAGAUUGACCAUGAUACCGACAAAAGUCCAUUACAUUGCCUCCGAUAACCCAUCAAUACCAGCAUUUGCUCUGCAGAUUACCCAAAUAGUGGAUUCCUACAUGCUGUGGGCUUCACCCACGGAACUGUUUGAAGGAGAUGUAGAAAAAGCACCUCUUUCUGGCAGUUUAUGUCGCGAUUGGGCAUGCGCAAUGCCUCCUAAGGCUGGCACAGCUACCACAGGGGCUAGUACAAGCAUUUACAGAACAACAAAUUCGGAUAUUUCGAUAUCCAUGGCCCAGCGACUAGCAAGAAGAUUUGGUAAACAGGUAUUUCUUUCGAUAGACAUCCAAAGCUACGCCGGGAAGCUAGAAGUGCUGUUGGCGCUGGAGAAGGGGAUUUUGCAAGCCUUGAAAACACUGGAGAAAUAGUUGCUAUCUAUCAUAUACAUCUCAAUGACAUUGAAAACGAUUAAGAUUGCC
This is a messenger RNA of Lentinula edodes (shiitake mushroom), 495 nucleotides long. RefSeq lists its product as uncharacterized. The record is from RefSeq and is a predicted model, not a curated record. The transcript has 3 exons. Gene Ontology annotation, biological process: proteasome assembly. Bases 46 to 444 code for a protein of 132 amino acids. NCBI's taxonomy places the organism in Eukaryota, Fungi, Basidiomycota, Agaricomycetes, Agaricales, Omphalotaceae.